Mesorhabditis belari is the source of this 207-nucleotide messenger RNA. The record is from the annotation of a GenBank genome assembly. Lineage: Eukaryota; Metazoa; Nematoda; Chromadorea; Rhabditida; Rhabditidae.
AUGGGACGCGCAAAAACCAAGGAAAACAACAAGGAUACUCCGGGAGGAACGAUACGAAUCUUAAAAUCGGCCGAAUCACUCGAGAAAGUACCACAGCAAAAACGGAAUGUGGAGGGCCGAUGGUUGUCAAGGGAUCACAAGCUGCGAAUUGUCUUCGAAUUAGGAUGUAAGAUUUAUGUGAUGCUAUGUGAAACAACUGACAUUUGU